Molecule: messenger RNA, 2072 nt
Organism: Apis mellifera (honey bee)
Lineage: Eukaryota; Metazoa; Arthropoda; Insecta; Hymenoptera; Apidae
Product: trimeric intracellular cation channel type 1B.1
Exons: 8
Coding region: 192-1019 (275 amino acids)
Biological process (GO): potassium ion transmembrane transport
Cellular component (GO): membrane
Molecular function (GO): identical protein binding; potassium channel activity
Source: RefSeq, a predicted model, not a curated record
AUAAGAUUCUAAUAGUAGGAAUCGCUUCCAUAACUAGCAGACGACUAAGUCUAGCAGACGGCGCAUAGCUAGCGUCGUUCGCGGGCGCUUGUGACUUUGUUUCAAAAUCGAAGAUUGUUGAACACCAAAAGAUACGGUUUUUGUAAACGAAACUGAAGAGUUAAUUGUGAAAAAAAUAGAAAUCAAUCGAAAUGGAUCCCGAAGCAUUCCUGGAUAUGGCCAAUCAGGUCAUUAAAUUGAAAAUGUUCCCGUACUUUGAUAUCGCACACUGCGUACUCUGUGCAUUACACGUCAGAGAAGAUUUAGGACCCGGUGCUCAAGCAUUUUCUCGGAAACAUCCUCUAUCAUGUUGGCUUUCAACAAUGUUGGUAGUGUUUGCAAGUGGUAUGCUAUGCAAUGGUCUUUUAGGAGAACCUAUUCUUGCACCUUUAAAAAACACACCACAAGUAAUAGUAGCAACCAUUGUUUGGUAUGUGAUAUUUUAUACACCAUUUGAUAUUGGAUAUAAAAUUGCUAAAUUUUUACCAGUAAAAAUUGUAUGUGCUACUAUGAAAGAAAUAUAUAGGUGUAAAAAAGUAUAUGAUGGAGUAACUCAUGCAGGAAAACUGUAUCCAAAUGCAUAUCUUAUUAUGGUAUUAAUUGGAACACUCAAAGGAAAUGGAGCAGGUUUUACAAAACUUUUUGAACGACUUAUACGGGGAGUAUGGACUCCAACUGCUAUGGAAUUUAUGCAACCUAGUUUCCCUACAAAAGCAUCAAUGGUUGCAUCCAUUAUUUUCGUCCUAGACAAAAAGACUGAUCUUAUUUCGGCACCUCACGCACUGGUUUAUUUUGGUAUCGUUAUUUUCUUCGUGUAUUUCAAGCUAUCAUCUAUUCUACUUGGAAUCCAUGAUCCGUUUGUACCAUUCGAAAAUCUAUUCUGUGCGUUAUUCCUCGGAGGAAUUUGGGAUUCGUUAGCCAAAUUGCUGGGCCGAGGCCAAGCUAAAGACGAGAAAGCAGAUGCCAAAAAAAAGGAUUAAAUGUACAAUUUCUCCAAAAUGGAUUUUAAUAUUUGCAAUGAUUUGAUUCACUGAGAAUCAAUGAAUAAUAUUAAUUUAAAUUAGUCAAACGAUAUUCGCAUAUUUUAAAGUAUGACCAUGAACAAAACAUUAAAUAUUGAAAGUACAAUAAUUUAUUAUCAAACAUAUUUUAAUAAUUAUAAGUGAUAUAUGUUGAGAAGUAUGACUUCCAUUGUUAAUAAUAUCAACAGUAUUAUUUCUGUUGAGAAUAUAAAACUUGCUAACAUAAUUAUCUUUUUAUAAUUAAUUAAAUUUUAUCAAAUUAACAUUAUGUAACGAUUAACUUCGUUAUUUCUAUAAAAAUAUAAAAUUAUUCAUAUAAAAAUAUUGUAAAAGUUAAAAAUGUAUCUCUUGUUGAUUUUUUAAUAAUAUGUAUACAUAUAAUGAAUGUUUACAUUAUUAGUUGCCAGCAUUUUUCUUUCAAGCAAUAAAUUUAAAAAAAAAAUUUUUUUAAAUGAAAAAAAUGCUAGAAACUAAUAGCGUGAACAUCUUAUGCAUACGCUAAAUCAUUCAUACAUAUACAUAUACAAUAUCUAGCAAUAGUAAAAAUGUCAUUAAUAUAUUUCAUUAUUAAGGAAAAGUGCAAUUUUUAAGUAUAUAAUAUAAAACUUAAGUAUAAAAUUUAAUAAUGUUUUAUUUUAAUUCUGAUAUGUUUUAAUUUCUGAUAUCUUGUAUUUGUAAACAAAUACAAAUAAUUAAUUAUCAUACAUACUCAGGUUAAUAAAAUUAAGGUAAUAAAAAUUCAGAUAAUAAAACAAAUAACAACUAAAAUUUAGUAUAAUGAAAAUAUAGGGAUAAUCAACAAGAAAAAAAGUAAAACUUUUUUAUACUAUUUUAUUAUAAUUAAAUACGAAUAAUUGGUAUUUAUCAUACACAUAUAUAAAAAGAGUUUAUCUCUAACUCAACAAUAUGAUAUAUGUUCAUUUACUAUGAAAAUUAAAUGUAAUUUUCAUAUAAUAUUCCAAUUGACAAAAUGUUAUACAUUUUCAUACAAUAAAAUGAAGUUUGUUCUUC